This is a messenger RNA of Procambarus clarkii (red swamp crayfish), 573 nucleotides long. The record is from RefSeq and is a predicted model, not a curated record. NCBI's taxonomy places the organism in Eukaryota, Metazoa, Arthropoda, Malacostraca, Decapoda, Cambaridae.
AUGCGGAAAAGAGGUAAUGGUGAGAGAAGGGAUGUGGAUGAAUCUUUCAUGCAAAGUGCACCUAAAGUGUUCCAGAGCCACAUUAUUUCAGCUAAAGAGUUCCAGAGCCACAGUGUUCCAGCUAAAGUGUUCCAGAGUGACAGUGUUCCAAAUAAAGUGUUCCAGAGCAACAGUGUUCCAAAUAAAGUGUUCCAGAGCCACAGUGUUCCAGCUAAAGUGUUCCAGAGACACAGUGUUUCUGCUAAAGUGUUCCAGAGCCACAGUGUUCCAGCUAAAGUGUUCCAGAGCCACAAUGUUCUAGCUAAUGUGUUCCAGAGCCACAAUGUUCCAGCUAAAGUGUUCCAGAGCCACAGUGUUCCAGUUAAAGUGUUCCAGAGCCACAAUGUUCCAGCUAAUGUGUUCCAGAGCCACAGUGUUCCAGCUAAAGUGUUCCAGAGCCACAAUGUUCCAGCUAAUGUGUUCCAGAGCCACAGUGUUCCAGCUAAUGUGUUCCAGAGCCACAAUGUUCCAGCUAAUGUGUUCCAGAGCCACAAUAUUCCUGCUAAAGUGUUCCAGAGCCACAGAAGGUGUUAG